This is a messenger RNA of Aspergillus uvarum CBS 121591, 1168 nucleotides long. RefSeq names its product NAD(P)-binding protein. Gene Ontology annotation, cellular component: membrane. Bases 96 to 887 code for a protein of 263 amino acids. NCBI's taxonomy places the organism in Eukaryota, Fungi, Ascomycota, Eurotiomycetes, Eurotiales, Aspergillaceae. The record is from RefSeq and is a predicted model, not a curated record. The transcript has a single exon.
UGUCGCAUGAAUCUUACCCUCCAACCCGAUCUUCCAGCAACGGCCUUUCACGAUCCAAUUUCACCCCCAGAAAAUUUCAUCACAAACUUCGUGCUAUGGCUUCACCAGGCUUGAGCUUUCGCUGCGCGCUCGUCACGGGCGGCGGCGGCGGCAUCGGAAAAGCGCUCUCCUCCUACCUCAUCUCGCAGGGCAAGAAAGUCAUUAUCGCCGGCCGAACCGAGUCGAAGCUUCAGGAGUCCGCUCGCGAGAUCGGAGCGGCAGCCUACUACGUGCUAGACACGGGUCUCGUCGACCAGUUUACCUCGUUCAUCGCCAGGAUCACCUCCGAGCACCCUGACCUGGACUGCUUGGUCAAUAAUGCGGGUGUGCAACGGCCGCUGAAGCUCUUGGACGAGGAGUCGGAAGACAUUCUCGCGCGAGCAGAUCAAGAGAUCGAUAUCAACAUUCGUGGUCCCAUGCAUCUCACGCUGCGGUUGCUCAAGCAUUUCAAGAACAAGCCUGACGGUGCUCUGAUCAUUAAUGUAUCUUCCGUGCUCGGGUUCGUGCCCUUUGCGGUGAUCAAUCCCGUCUAUGGCGGCACGAAGGCAUGGCUUCAUUUCUGGAGCAUGAAUCUUCGGACGCAGCUGUCUAAAGGUGGGUAUGAGAAGGUGCGCGUAGUGGAAAUCGUCCCUCCCUCGGUAGCAACGGACCUGCACCGCGAACGGGAUGACCCGGAUGACAACAAGAAGGACAAGAACCCCAGUGUUCUGUCGGUGGAAGAAUUCAUGGAGGAAGUGAGUGUGAAGUUGGAGCAUGGCGACGAGGUAAUUGCACCGGGCAUGAGUGACGAUAUCGUCCGACGGUGGUAUGAGCAGUACGAAGACUUCUACAAUGAGAAGACGGCUUGAAGAAUUAGAGUGAUUCACGGCCGGAGGCAUCUUCAGGGACGAGUCACUUGUUACAAAGUGCAAACAGCCAUUGCGAAGAGGACCUUCAGGGAUAUAAUCCACAACAAAUGACGAGACAUUUCAAAUAGUCUUCAUCUGCGAGCUCGCUCCUGCUAGAGAAAUGGCGAGACAAUCCCCUCUGGCGCCCAUACCUCGUUUGAUGAAUAUUCAGAUAUCCUGCUCAGUUCUUCACAAGAAAGGGCACAGUUGUACAAUAGUCACAUAUGGAAGAGACAGGUCAC